AGAGAGAGCAGCAGCAGCAGCAGCAGCAGCAGCAGCAGCAGCACUGUCUCUUUGUUCCAGCCACAGAAUCGUCCCCCCUCCACCUCCAGCAGUCACUCUCUCCACUCUUCCCCAUCGCGGUGCUACACUGGCCUGGAUGACUGCAGCAGCAGCGACAUGGCUGUGAAUCUCAGGACGAACAGACUGACCCUGCUCACGGCUUACCAGGAUGUUAUCGACGAGACGUCGGCCACUGACUGGGCCCUGUACACAUAUGAAGACAACAGCAAUGAUCUGGUACUGGCGUCGUCAGGAGGUGGAGGCCUGGAGGAAAUCACGGUCACCUUUGACAACAGCCGCAUCAUGUAUGGCUUCUGCAGCCUGAAGGAGGCCACUGCCACCCUGCCUCGCUACAUCCUCAUCAACUGGGUUGGGGAGGAUGUGCCUGAUGCAAGGAAGUGUGCCUGUGCCAGCCAUGUAGCCACCAUUGCUGAGUUUUUCCAGGGGGUUGACGUCAUCAUCAACGCCAGCAGCAUGGAAGACAUAGAGCCCUCAGCCAUCGGACAGAGACUGACCAAUGGGACAGGCCCGGUGGCCAGCCCUGUCCUUAGCCGCCUGCGAACAAAGGACGAGGAGAACACAGAGCACGUUGGCACCACCUACCAGAAGACGAACGCAGAGAUCGAGAUGAAGAAGAUCAAUCGGGAGGAGUUCUGGGAACAAGCCAAGCGGGAAGAAGAGAUGAGGAAAGAGGAUGAGAGAAAGAAGGCAGCGGAGGAGCGGCAGCGUUUUGAAGAGGAGCGUAUGGAGCUUGAGAGAAAGGAGCAAGAGGAGAGAGAGAAGAGAUAUCGCGAGAGGGAGAGGCAGAUUGAGGAACACAGGAAGAAAAUACAAGAAGAAGAGGAGGCCAAAGAGAAAUCAAGGACUCAGCCCUUGAUUACAGAGCCCAGCUGUGACGACCCCUCUCAAGAGAAAAAGGAGACAGAGGUUGAGGAGGCAGCCGCCAUUAUUGCCCAACGGACAAGCAACCCACGGGAGUUCUUCAAGCAGAAAGAGAAAGCCGUGGCCAGCAGCGUGGACACCUCACCCGUCGCCACUCACAGGACUGGCCGCUUGGACAGUCCGUUCUUGAGGCAGCAGCACAGUCCAUGUGAGCCCAGUCCGCCCCCCCCUCGCACCCCGCCCCAUGUGCGGCGGCAGCAGCCAGGGCCACCUGAUGACUCUGCUGAAGGCAUCCCAGACAUGGCAGCUGUGUUCCCCACACCAAUUCCUAAAAUCGCCAUUCAGGAAGAUAAAGAGGACACCAGCUGUAAGGAGUGGGUCCCUGAGUCUCCAGAGCGAGCACCAGUGCAGGAGUCCAGCCCGAACAAACCUGUUCAGAGUGUGGCCCCUCAGGCUCGUUCCACAGACCCCUCAGAGGACAGUCUCCUGGACCUGUGGGAGAGUGGCCCACCCCCCGCCACCGCCCCGUCCCAGGCCACACACAUUAUGGAUCUGAUGGGCGAUGCUCCAGAGCCUCUGCAGGCCGCUUCAUCCCCCAACCUGCCCCAGCCCCUGCUCAGUUUCGAUGAGACGCCAGACACCACCUUCUGCCCCGGGCCAGAGGAUGACCCCUCCAGCUUGGUGGACGUGGCUGGGCCACACCAGAUGACCCUGAGCUACCAGCAGGCCCUGCAGCAUGCCUCAGGUUCUGACAGCCAGGAGCUGGACGACAGCCAACUGCUGAUGACCAAUGGAGACACACUGCUCAAAGAAGGGACUCAGGCAAGUGAAGGCUACUUCAGCCAGUCACAGGAGGAAGAUUUCGCUCAGUCUGACGAGUGCUCUGCAAAAGUGAAUCCAACGCCAGUAUUUUACAACAAACCACCAGAAAUUGACAUCACAUGCUGGGACACUGACCCCGUGAUGGACGAUGACGAUUAAGCGCAGAGGAAAGGAGUGCCCUACGUAUUCAAGAAAAGAAAAAAAAAAUUUUGCAGAGGUUAUUACAAGUCUUGCAUCAGAAAAUCUGUAUGUUGUUUUAGGGAAACAAAAACAAACAAACAAAAAAUCUUAGCCACUAAAAAGGAUAUGGGUUAUUGUUAAAGAUGCCAAUGGGUUUAAGCGCUCUUGGUUAGUUAGUGCGAGCGUGCGUGUGUGUAUGCGAGUUAUUUAUUUCUUUUCUCUUUUUGCUAUGCAGACUAUAGCACAGUGUGUAUUUAGCGCUCACCUGUGUUGUAUUGACUCCCUGUGCCUAACAGGUGUGACCAGUAGCAGAUAGAGCGUCCUGUUUUCGGUCAUGUGUCAGAACCACAAAGGAUAUAAUGCCUCAGCGAUUCUUAGCUCUAGCCUGUCCCGCCUGUGGCCAAGGUAGUCCAGUACUUCCCCUAGUAGUUGCUCAGGCUAGUAAUGAGCGCCUUGCCUAUUUCAAUCAUAAAAGAUGUACGCUGAAUUUCUGUCCGCAGCGGCCUUGGCUUUGACAUCAUAUUUGGUCUCGGACUGUUCAAGCAGAAUCAGAAAGAGUAGACGCGCACCACAGGCAUGUUGACAAAGUGUUCUUUGUAUAUGAGUGUCUACUAACUCUAAUUCUGUGUAUUAAAUCUCACACAAGUGAAAGCGUGUCAGGAUUAGCGAGACUUGGGAUUUGUGGGUGCCGUUAGACUCAAAUGAAGACAUUAUUUUUAGAGAAGUAAACAUAAAAGGGUAAUUUGAAACUAUUUUUGUGUCGUGCCAAUUGUUUUCAAUAUCUUGUUGUUUUCAGACUAUUGUGUUGGUGUAAAAGACCUUUAGGACUUAGAACCAGGUGGCAUAUGUAUAUUUUGACUACAUAUGAGAAAUGUAUACAACAUGGUAAUAUGAGUUUUUUAAUGGUUGCUAUAGCGUUAGCGUCAAUUUGUCAAUUAACUUAGGCAAUAACUAUUUUAGAAGAGAUACAAUUGGGAAAUUUGUUUAAUGCACAUGUGGCUGUAUGCAUAUGUGCAUGUAUGGGUAUGUGUAUGUAUGUGUGCGUACAUCUUGUGCUAAGGUUUUAUAGGACAGUAAAAUUUACUGUGGGUCUUUUAUUUUGUAUUUACUUUCAUUUUAGUUCCCUAAUCCAAAGAAAGUCACUCCCCGCUUGAUUUAAACCCCCAAUAACUAUACAUUUGAAAGUAGUUAUUUUUCUCAGUAACUCAUAAUGGAUAAUAAUCUCUAAGAAAUACAGCAACAUUUUUCAGCCUGAUCUGCCAGGUCUGUAUCAUAUGGUUGAUUACCACACACAGUAAUUGACACGAUUCCUUGUAUUUAACACCAUUUACUCAAAAUGGAUUUAUGGAGCUUGGAAGAAGGACCUCUUGUAUGAAGCUUCUCUUCCUUACUAUCUAACAUCCUAUGAAUUUUCCACCUCAACAAUCCCUCCCAUUUCCUGUGAUUAAGUUUACACACUCCACCACCACCCCAUCUCCUCCCAGGUCCUGUCAGUCCUGUCUCUCCUACCUCUGUUUAUCAAAAGGGGAUCCGGCCUUCUUGCUUAAAGCAAAAGCUGCCAAGUCCUCAGUGUUCUCUUCCCUCCUUCAGGCAUACAAUCUCCUCUCAUUCUGCAACCAUAUAUUGAAGGCAAACUAAUAAAAUACACAUAUAGCAGAAGCCAAUAAGCAGUUGCUAAAUUCAUACUUUAUAAAAUAAAUAUUUGCAUGAAAUUUUCAGUCACAGGCUGUAAAUCAGUACAAUUCUUUUUUUUCAGAGGAAAGACUUUGUGGUAAAACAUUACACCAACAUAGUUAUGUAGAGGGUCUUUCACAGACCCCUUUCUGAUUGUGCAUGGAUACCAGAAAACCUUAGAGAAUGUCUCAAAAUUAUUGUCUGUGGUAAUCAACAAUACAUAUGCAGCAAAUAAAAGAUUAGGUUGGAAAAUGCUAAAACAUUCCUUUAAUCCAAACCUCAACCUGAAACAGAUGAACACAAGCUCAAGUAAUUUCCCCAUAGAAGCUUUUGCUAAUAUACCUAUCAUGUAUCUGAUUUGGACUGUUUGUUCAUGUUAAAAUUAAUUCCCUUUCAUAGCUUUGACUGUCUUCCGUACUGUUGUAUAUCCAACCCCUGUUCCAUGGUACAGAGAUCCUAGGCCUCGGUUUAUGUUUAGAAAACAUUUUUUUUCCAUUGCAAUUGUUCUGAGUGAAAUAAGCAAGCAAUAAUACUAAACCAAUGUAGUAUUGUUUUGUAAAUAGCUCUAAUUCUAAUUUUAGUACUGUCAGUACAGUGCUAGUGAUUGACAUGUAUUUGAUUGUGGCCUGUAAAACAAAUACUGGCAUAGGACUGGACGGGGUUUCUUAAGAUGGGAUAUUUCCAAAAAAGUGGACUGCUGAGGGGAGCCAGCCCGCAUCUUUAACAGUAACCGAGGCCCUUUUGACAUGAUUUUAAUGUAAUCUUCACCCUCCGACCUCCUUGGUAGUGAUUCUUAUGCUCUUUCUCCCUCUCACACUACUAGGAGACUACUACUACUACCACUACUAUUGCUACUAUUACUAGUACUAUACUACUACAAUUUCCCCUUUGUCCCUGAAGCAAGGCUUAGCAACUCCUGAAGUUUCUCUCUCUCUUUUUUAUUAUUUUUUUUUCUAUCUCUUCCCUUUUUCCGUCCGCUUCUCACUUGCUGUUUUUGAAACAAGCACAAGAUCUUUUGUGACAUGCUGUGCUUCUGUAUGUUAAUAAAAGAUUUCAAAAACCC
Molecule: messenger RNA, 4660 nt
Organism: Pygocentrus nattereri (red-bellied piranha)
Lineage: Eukaryota; Metazoa; Chordata; Actinopteri; Characiformes; Serrasalmidae
Gene: dbn1
Product: drebrin 1
Exons: 15
Coding region: 157-1902 (581 amino acids)
Biological process (GO): positive regulation of axon extension; regulation of actin filament polymerization; positive regulation of dendritic spine morphogenesis
Cellular component (GO): actin filament; dendrite; postsynaptic density
Molecular function (GO): actin filament binding
Source: RefSeq, a predicted model, not a curated record